This is a messenger RNA of Closterium sp. NIES-65, 705 nucleotides long. Lineage: Eukaryota; Viridiplantae; Streptophyta; Zygnematophyceae; Desmidiales; Closteriaceae. The record is from the annotation of a GenBank genome assembly.
AUGAGAGAGGGACGACGGGAGCAGCGCAAGGAGCUGAUGGUGACACCGACCCCGCACGCAAGCGACAAAGCUCCUUCUCCACGUCAUCAAGCCUAUCUAGAAGACGGCGCUCCAUUGCGGACGGCGCUGGACGCGCUUUUCCGCCGCGACUGUCACCCCCCCGUCCCCCACGACGCGCACGCCCACUUGCGCUCGAGCACACAGGCGACUGCGGGUGAGAUGGGCCCUGCUGACGCUGGCGGCCAGUUUAACGGUCCCCGCGACGAGGGGAGUAGAGCCGUUGGCGCUCUACAGGAGGGAACGAACGCGGAGCUGGGGGCCGACGCCCAGACCUCUGGCGGGCAGGCGACCGCUGGCGAGAUGAACGGUGAGGGGGCGAACGAUGACGAUGCGAACGGUGGUCACGGGAUCGGCUUCGCAACGCCACACGACGAGGCGAAUGAGGCGACAGCGGCGAACGGGCCGCACCAUGACGAUCAUCGCGGCGGCUCUCCCGCUUAUCGUCGCGAGCUGCCGAUGAGCGACGGCGAGGCGAACGCUCCUGGCGCGCCACAGCGUCUGCGCCGAAGCACAAGACAAACCCGCGCGCGGGGGCUACCGCGGCGCAACAGGCGGAACUUGUGGCAGCUACCCUGCGGAGCGGACGGGGAAGCACGCGGGGGAGAGGCGGGCGACGAGGAGCGCGUGGAGGGCAGAGGAGCAUAG